This is a messenger RNA of Triplophysa dalaica, 4182 nucleotides long. RefSeq names its product RNA polymerase I subunit B (gene polr1b). The record is from RefSeq and is a predicted model, not a curated record. Lineage: Eukaryota; Metazoa; Chordata; Actinopteri; Cypriniformes; Nemacheilidae. Gene Ontology annotation, cellular component: nucleus; RNA polymerase I complex. Gene Ontology annotation, biological process: DNA-templated transcription. The transcript has 15 exons. Gene Ontology annotation, molecular function: DNA binding; ribonucleoside binding; DNA-directed RNA polymerase activity. The coding region runs from base 346 to 3744 and encodes 1132 amino acids.
ACAAAACUGUAACGAUGUGGCAAUAAUUUAUGACGUUGCAAAAUUACGUACGCAAUAUAAUGCUUCAUAAAUAAAUCGUGUUUGUUUAUUUUAAAUUAUAUUUAUUUGAUUAUCUUGUACUUUAAUAUGAUUUCAAUUAUCCUUAUUCACUUCGCCUACUUUACCAACGUCUUAAUAUUACGAAUUUGACACUACUUUAAUUUUGACAAAUCAUGGCAAUAAAGCUCUGUCGGCGCUGCAAAUUCAGGAAUUCAUUUUAAAAUACUUUUAUUUUGAAAUAGCCUAACAGGAAGUUGUGCUUUCUUCUGCUGGGCGCACCAAACACACACGUGUGUGCACAGCAGCAUGGAUCUCUCAAAGUGGUGCAAUUUAGCCUCCGCUCCGAGUUUAAAGAAUUUGACAGAGGCAGGCUUCGGUGUCCCGAAAAAGAAACAGCACGUGGCCGUGCAGGACCUUGUGAAAGCCCAAAUCGAGUCGUUUGAUCAGGCUGUUACUGAUGGACUGUGUCGUGUUGUGGGGGCUAUUCCUCCACUGGAGUUCAUGUGUAAGGAAGAGAGGAUCAGUCUGUCUUAUGUGGAGGCUGUGAUGCACGGUCCAUCAGUCUCUAAAGGAGGAAUCAGCAAAGAUAUGAGGGUCUUUCCUGCUGAAUGCAGAGGCAGACGAUGUACUUACAGAGGAAAGCUCGUGGCCGAUGUGAGCUGGUCUAUAAAUGGAGUACCUAAAGGAAUCAUCAAGCAGUAUUUGGGUCAGGUGCCUAUCAUGGUCAAAUCUAAACUAUGCAACCUUUCCGGUCUCUCGCCCAAAGAACUCAUCGAGCAUCACGAGGAAGCCGAGGAAAUGGGCGGAUAUUUUAUCGUGAACGGCAUCGAGAAAGUGAUUCGUCUGCUGAUCAUGCCGAGGAGAAACUAUCCCAUUACCUUGUGUAGACCCAAAUUUAAGAGCAGGGGUCAGGGCUACACACAGUACGGUAUUUCAAUGCACUGUGUUAAGGAGGAACACACAGCCAUUAAUAUGAAUCUUCACUACCUGGAUAACGGAACAGUUAUGCUGAAUUUCAUUUACCGGAAAGAGCUGUUCUUUAUUCCCUUGGGCUUUGCACUGAAGGCUCUGGUAGACUUCUCGGAUUUCCAGAUCUAUCAGGAGCUGAUCAAAGGUCGAGAGGAGAACUCGUUCUUCCAGAGCUGUGUCUCUCAGAUGCUGCGUAUGGUCAUGGACGAGGGCUGCACGACUAAAGAGAAGGUGCUCAAUUACCUGGGCGAGCGUUUCCGGGUCAAACUGAACCUUCCCGAUUGGUAUACUCACAAGCAGUGUGCCAACUUUUUGUUAGAUGAAUGUUUGUGUAUCCACCUGAAGACAGAUGUGGAGAAGUUUUACAUGUUGUGUCUGAUGACACGCAAGCUCUUCAGCUUUGCCAAGCAGGAGUGCAUGGAAGAAAACCCCGACAGUUUGAUGUGUCAGGAAGUUCUCACACCUGGGCAGCUCUACCUCAUGUUCCUGAAAGAGAAGAUGGAAGCCUGGCUGAUGUCUGUGAAACUGGUCUUGGAUAAGAGAAUGCAGAAAUUGGGAGAAUUGUCUGCAGAGAAUCUGGUCAAGGCCUUUUCCAGAGCCCCAGAUCUCACCAAACCUUUUGAGUAUUUGUUAGCCACAGGAAACCUCCAGUCCAAGACCGGUCUGGGCAUGCUGCAGGACACAGGAAUGUGUGUUGUGGCAGACAAGCUGAACUUCGUCCGGUAUGUUUCUCAUUUCCGCUGCGUGCACAGAGGAGCCGCCUUUGCUAAGAUGAGGACCACGUCUGUGCGCAAACUGCUGCCAGAGUCCUGGGGUUUCGUGUGCCCCGUGCACACCCCUGACGGAGAGCCUUGUGGUCUCAUGAAUCACCUGACUGCCAGCUGUGAGAUUGUGGCCCCACUUUAUCCCACAACCACUUUGCCUGCCCUGCUCUGUUCACUGGGUAUGACUCCAGCAGACGGGACCCCUGGUCAGCCGUACUCCGACUGUUAUCCUGUCCUACUAGACGGGGCCAUGAUCGGAUGGGUGGAGAGAGAUAUGGCGUCGUCUGUGGCUGAGUCUCUCCGCAGGUUUAAAGUGCUGGGAGAAAAGAAGGUGCCACCCUGGACUGAGAUCGUUCUGGUUCCUCAGACGGGUAAAGCCAGCCUGUACCCCUCUCUCCAUCUGUUUACUACACCCUGUCGCAUGGUUCGGCCCGUCCGGAAUCUCGCCCUGGGAAAACAGGAGCUUAUCGGCACCUUUGAGCAGGUGUACCUCAACGUGGGAAUCUUUGAGUGUGAGAUCGAGAAAGGAGUCACCACGCAUCAGGAGCUGUUUCCUCACAGCAUGUUGAGCGUGGUGGCAGCUUUAAUUCCCUACCCCGACCACAACCAGAGUCCCAGAAACAUGUACCAGUGCCAGAUGAGUAAACAGACCAUGGGCUUCCCGCUGCACUCGUACCAGGACCGGUCUGACAACAAGCUGUACCGUCUGCAGACCCCCCAGAGUCCGCUGGUCAGGCCUGUGAUGUACGACCACUACAACAUGGACAAUUACCCUAUCGGCACCAACGCGAUCGUGGCCGUCAUUUCUUACACCGGAUAUGAUAUGGAGGACGCCAUGAUUGUAAACAAGUCCUCGUGGGAGCGCGGCUUCGCCCACGGUUCUGUUUAUAAGACGGAGCUUAUAGAUCUGUCCGAGAAGUUCAGAGGUGAGGACAGCGUCGUGUUUGGGGUGACACCAAAUGAUCCGAAAGUGAUGAAUCAACUGGAUGCAGAUGGAAUGCCUUUUAUAGGCUCUGUGCUGAAGUAUGGGGACCCUUUCUACUGCUGCGUCAAUCUCAAUACCAACAAGAGUCAUGUGACUUUCUACAAGAGCCAGGAAGACUGUGUGGUGGACAAUAUUAAAGUAUGCAGCAAUGACAAUGGGACAGGCCGCUUCAAACGCGUGUGCAUCACAUACCGCAUUCCCAGGAACCCCACCAUCGGAGACAAAUUCGCCAGCAGACACGGUCAGAAGGGUAUCCUGAGUCGGCUGUGGCCCACAGAGGACAUGCCCUUCACUGAGAGCGGCAUGACCCCGGACAUCCUAUUCAACCCUCACGGAUUCCCUUCCAGAAUGACCAUCGGUAUGCUUAUCGAAAGUAUGGCUGGUAAGUCCGGCGCCCUCCACGGCUUGUGCCACGACGCCACGCCCUUCACCUUCUCCGAGGAGAAUUCUGCUCUGGAGCACUUUGGCGAGAUGCUGAAAGCCGCGGGGUACAAUUACUACGGCACCGAGCGGCUGUACUCCGGUCAGAGCGGCUUGGAGCUGGAGGCGGACAUCUUUAUCGGGGUGGUUUACUACCAGCGCCUGCGUCACAUGGUUUCCGAUAAGUUCCAGGUGAGGACUACGGGAGCGAGAGAUAAAGUCACCAAUCAGCCGUUGGGUGGGAGGAACGUUCAGGGUGGAAUCAGGUUCGGGGAGAUGGAACGAGAUGCUUUGCUGGCUCAUGGGUCUUCGUUUCUGUUACACGACCGGCUGUUCAACUGCUCGGACCGGUGUGUGGCUCAGGUUUGCGUGGACUGCGGCAGCCUGCUGUCUCCACUUCUGGAAAAGCCGCCACCUGAAUGGUCGGCCAUGCGGAAUAGAAAGACCGUCUGCCUGCUGUGCGAUAAGAGCGACUCCAUCGAGACUGUGUCCGUUCCGUAUGUGUUCAGAUACUUUGUAGCCGAGCUUGCUGCCAUGAACAUUAAAGUCAAAUUAGAUGUCAAGUAAUAUUUGCGGUUUGGUUUCAUAAAUUUGUGGAAAAUAAAGUGCCUGAAUGUGUAAUAUUAUGGAGUCUUCCCUUACAGACUGUUUAAACUAGAAACUCAUGUAGUUCUGAAACACAUCUCCGUGGUUUUAUGUCAGUGAGGUCACCAAUGUUCUCCAAAAUAUAUUUUGUGCUAAGGAUGACAUUUGUGACCUUGGACACGUAUUGGUCAAUUUACAAUUGAGAUACAACUAUUUAAAAAUAUGGAAUCUGAGGGUGCAAAAAAUCUAAAUAUUGUGUAAAUUGCACUUGAAUUUGUUAAUGAGAGGCGGUGUAGCCGGCCCUUGCUAAGAUGAAACAGGAUUGUGUUUACACUGUCUGUGGCCCUACCGCUGUAAUGACAUUGUGGAUGUCAGAUAUUCUAAGCUUUAAAUAAAUAUCAAACCUAUGUGGGUAAUUCC